CCCAGGUCACAUGUUAAGAAAGCUUGUCCAGCGCGCACAGCUGACUGACAACAACAUUGCAGGCCAGUCGCUUAGGUAGCAGUAGGCAGGGUGGAGAAGCACGACUACAACCAACUGUUUAAAAACAUUUCUGUCAACAACCAGAAACUACCUUUAACCAGUUGGUUUGCUGCAUCACUUUUCAAGAAUUUCAACUUCAGGGUAGUCCGAAAUCGUAGUCGUCGAGCUUGGAAAGGUGGGGAGGCUACCAGCGACAGGCAGCUUUUAGGCUUGGUGGAGAGGGAAACGCUCGCUAUAUCCUCGGACUGAACAUGGCAACGUCCCUCAUCCAAGCCUGCCGCAGUCUAGCUCUCUCAACAUGGCUGGUAUCCUUUUGCUUCGUGCAUUUUAUGUGCCUGGACUUUACGGUGGCGGAGAAAGAAGAAUGGUACACCGCGUUUGUCAACAUUACUUAUGUGGAUCCCGUGACUUCAGAAAUCAAAACAGAGAAGACUGAGUGUGGAAGAUAUGGCGAGCACUCCCCCAAGAAAGAAGCAAGAGGGCAAGUGUUGAUGCCUUUGCUUUUGCAAGAGAGACAAGCUUGCGACCCGAACGCUAAGUAUCCCCUGCCUUAUCAAAACAAUGCUUGGAUGGCGUUGAUAGCUGCAGGGAAUUGUACAUUCAGAGAUAAAAUUCGCAACGUCGCUGCACUCCACAACGCUUCUGCAGUCAUAAUUUAUAACGUGGGCUCCACUAAUGUCAACGAUACCAUAACAAUGCCUCAUCAAGGUACGGGGGAUAUCGUGGCGAUCAUGAUUCCGGAACCCAAGGGUCGGGAGAUCGCCGCUCUACUAGAACGCAACGUCACGGUGACCGUGCACAUCACCAUAGGAACGAGGAACCUUCAGAAGUAUGUGAGCAGAACGUCUGUGGUGUUCGUCUCCAUCUCCUUCAUCGUCCUGAUGAUCAUCUCCCUGGCAUGGCUCAUCUUCUACUACAUACAGCGGUUCAGAUACGCCAACGCUCGCGACCGCAAUCAGGUUGUCUUCUUCUAUAAACAGCGGUUCAGAUAUGCCAACGCUCGUGACCGCAACCAGAGACGUCUCGGAGACGCAGCCAAGAAGGCCAUCAGUAAGCUCCAAGUACGAACCAUCAGGAAAGGAGACAAGGAAACGGAGUCUGACUUUGACAACUGUGCUGUGUGCAUCGAGGUCUAUAAAGCGAAUGAUGUUGUUAGGAUAUUGCCGUGCAGGCACAUCUUCCAUAAAAGCUGUGUGGACCCCUGGCUUCUGGACCACCGGACCUGUCCCAUGUGUAAAAUGAACAUCCUCAAAGCGCUGGGAAUACCACCCAACUUUGACUGUGGGGAUGACAUUCCGCCAGACUAUGAGAUGUCAGUGGGAGGCCCGCCCACCAACCCCAUCACAGGGGCCAGUGACAUCACGGUGAACGGGGAGGAGAGCUCGGUGGUGCUGGACACGAUGGACAUGAACAGGACGAUAGGGCUGCCUCAGGUCUACCACGACGCCCACGAGACACUACCACAGGCCGGGGACAGCCGACACAUCGCCAGCAGUGAGCACCAGCCCCCGCUGAGCAGCGACUCGGACACCUCCCUUAUCCUGGCUGUGGAGGUGGGUCUGUCCGACAUGGAGCUCUCCCUCGGGCACGACCGUGACGAGGUCAAGUCCUGAGCCAAUCAGAGCCAAGUAGGAAGGAAGCUCAAGGGGUCGACAUGGAGAUGAGAAACGGGACCGAAGGGACAGUGCCUGGCCCCCUGAUGGGAGGUAGUGGCUCCAAAUAAAUAAGAGACAAGCAAUAGAACCCAUAGCAGUGCAACACACCUAUCUGUCCCCACUGCCUCGUCUACAGGUUCCUCCUGUCCUGCCUCUCUUUUCUGACUACUGUCACGCUCAGUUGCCAUGGAAACCAGGCAGCCAAUCACAGCUCUUGUUAUUAGCCUCUGGACUGGGGGUAUAGUUUAGCACCUCUGUUAGUUGUCACCAUCACUUUAUUGACUCUUUGGACAUGUGACAUUUUGAUUUCUUUCUACGAGAUCAUCACUGCCAACUAUUCCAGAACGAAACACGGAAAUCUUUACACCUAGUUAUAGGAAUAUCUAUUUAUACUGUAUAUGGUCAAUAUAAGCCUCCUGCAGCAUGGGCUUUGAGUGUCAAAAACAGUUAGUGCGUGUUCUGAGUGACCAGCAUUUACUUGUGGUAAACUUGAAGCUGAUGUUUUUUCACCAUCUCUGCUUGAAAUAAUUUUGAUAACAUUCAAUGCUGUUGGUAUUGUAGCAAUUAUACUAUGCACAUGUUGUCAUGCAUUUCUGAAUAUCCGAUUUGUUCAAUUGCAUCCUUAUCGUUAAUUUAGGGGUCUUUAGGACUAUCGUUUAAUUUCCACUUCUGAAGUACAGUACACCAUGUGUUGUGGGGACCAACUACGAGUUUGUUCUACCCCACCAGUUGACAAUCACAGCCCACGGUAAUGGAGAUGUGUAGUGAUGAUGUCAGCUAUAGCCCUGUUUCAAACUGCUAAAGCUUUAUUAGCACCGCCAGUAACACAGCACAGGAGGCUAUAGUAGUGGCUGUUUGUUCAUGAAGAACAGAUUGGAAUUGAAUUCCGUUUUAAUGUCAUGUCAUCUCCCAGUCGAGCCACCCAAUAGCAUGUGGUGAAAUCGUCUGUUACCUAACAUAACGUGUGUCUGCAGUGCGGUGCAUUUGCUCUGUGCCAACUUCUUGCAGUUUUAGUUUUUGUAUUGAUGUUGCUUCAGUUUCUAGAAGACAAAGCAAGAUGGCAUUGUGGGCGUUGUUGAGUUCACCCAUUGGUUGGAUAGUGAAAAGCACAUCGAAGUUGUCUGUUGAUAAAAGUAAAUUACAUUUUGCUAUAUCUGAACUCGGUGUAUUAGAUAGCCCCUAGUGUGAGAAAUCCCAGACCUAGGGCAACAGCACUAGUAUGCUGGAACAUUGGUACAUUGUGGGAAGCAACUGGUCCAUCUAGAGAGACUAGAUAGCCCCUGGCGAAGGAAUACCAUGCAUUGGUUGUGGCUUUGGUUGACUGUGAAUUCAUUAUGAAAGAGUUGACUAAACCCUGUUGCAGAUAGUUUGUACCUCUUAGUCAUUUCUUCUGAGGAUAAAACUUUUCUUUCUUCCUAUAUUGAAUUUCAAAAUUGCCGUUGUUUUUGUACAUUCGUGUAGGGAAACGAAAGUCUGACGAACAGCAUUUAUUUUAGUAUGAAAAUAAGUUUAUUUUUGUAAGAAAAAGAAAAUGGAGGUAAAUAUUUACAGUCCAGGAGAAAUGGAGUGGAGAGAAUAGUUGCCUGGUUUCAAGAGUUCACUGGUAAUGCUAAUGCAUUUUGAAUUACAUGUAUUAAUUCAUGGUUUAUGUCCUUCCUCCCCCGAUUUUGAUUAUUGCUCUGUAAUUGUAUCAAAGGCCAAUUUUUAUUUGAGUUUGGUUCCUCUCUCCUUUGGAGUCCCCUCAAGGUUCUCGACACAUUGGUUCAUUUACAAAUGUGUACUUUCAUCCUUAACAUAUGAUCAUCUUAUAUUGCUUUAAUAUGCAACUUAGAUUUGAUUUUCAGGCUAAAAUCUGCAUGAAAUGGCACAAAGGCCACUGUUGUGAUCGAGCAUUUACUAUUUGAUACUGGGUUUCUCUUCCUUACUAUGUGUUUGUUCAUUUAAUCAUUGGUUCCUUUAGGCCGCCAACCAAUCAACAACCAAUCAAGUCCCAGUUAUGUAAGAAGCUCAUAUUACCCAUAAUCCCCCCUGUCCUUGUCAAUCAGAGAAGGAUUACAGAAUCUAUGGGAGAAUGUUGAAAUCUCCCAUGCUUAUGCAUUAGGUACAUCUGUAUGCCCUCCUAGUGUGUCAGACUCAUUACAUUUAGCUUUGUUUUGCAGUAUCAGUUUGUGAAAUACACUACAUUUGUGUAAUUAAUAUUGUAUAAGCGUCAUAAAUGUAUAUUUGAUCAAUCGACUGAAUGGAGACUGAAGAGUGGGUGCGUCAUGCAUUGAACAUGGCACACUUAAAGCAUAUUCUUCCCAGUUAUGGUCACUUUUUGCGUUCCGAUUCUCCACACUUCUCACUAAGUGUGCACACUUCACAUAAUGGAUUUUAUAAUGGUGGAAACGCCCUCCAGCCAAUGUUUACACCAAUCCAGUGCUUUUAAAUCAGUGAUGGAAACUGCACGUUAUGGGAGAAGGGAAGAGAAUGGGGAUUGAGUCAUGGAGGUGUUAAGUGCUCCACCAGAACUCAUGGCAUCCUUGGCCAGAAUACUAGAGAUCCAUUAAAAUAUGGUAGUAUCAUCUAGCCUCUCCACACGCAGCUCUACAGUUGUUACUAUGGGCUGAGGGCCCUAGAAACAACUAACAGCAUUUGAUUUCCCUCUGGGGGUUGGUUUCGCACACACACCACACCGUUUCCAUGUGCCCAUUUGUUUGUGUUGCACAGGGGGACAAGAUAAGAGGAAGCAAUUAAGCUCGGAGGAGGGUUUUGUUAGAUCCUGAUUGUACUGUGUGUGUAUGCGUGUCUGACAUCUUCACUUGUGUGAAGCCAGAACAUUUAAAAGCCUUUAAUUGCUUCCUAUUUCAUGUAAGGGGUCGUGUUUAAUUGACUUCACUUCCUGAAAGGUCAUUCUCUCAUUCUCAAACUCCUUACGUCCACUUAUUCCAACAACUCUUUUUUUUUAAUGACCAUGAAGAAGCAAUGGCCUUGAUUUGAACAUAAUUCGAAAUAAUAUCUGUUAUAUUCGUAAUGAACACUUAUAGAAACCGGGGUGUUCUUCCAAAUAUAAAGUAAUGAAUGCACAUAUUAUAAUAUUAUAGUAGGUUCUUGUUUACCCCAAUGAUGGUAUAAUUAUGUCAGGUAUACAUAAACAUACAUAAUAGAAACUCAUCAUUUAAUGUAGCUUUUAGUUCUCUUUCUUGUCGUCUUUCUUUAACUGGUUGUGUACCCACCCUACCUAGAAUGCACUUUUUCACUUGAAGGAGAGUUCUGUAUACUACAACGAAAUGGCACAAAACGUCUUGAAUACGGUUGACCUUGAAUGCGGUUGACAGUUGACACGACCAUGUUUUUAAGAGAGAGGGCUACAAUAUUGGAAAUGGCACAUGACAUAAUUGUCACUGUAUGUGUGCUGUUUAAGAGUCUGUGUUCUUUUAUCUAGACUUGUAUACCAGCUGUGGGUUUGGGGAAUGUUACGAAAAUGUUGUAUGCUAUAUCCAGCAGAACUCUACAGUAUUGCUAUUUUGUUAUAUAGAGGAAUAUGUAAAUGUUUUUGGCAGUGUUAAUGAUGUACAGUUCUAUAGUACAAUGCUGCACGUGUGUGAGUCAAUGAUUGUGAGGUACAAUACAUUUUAUUGCAAGUUUUUCCAACUGGGGUGAAGCUGUCUGGUUUCUAUUUCCUUAUUGUCAGUAAUAUUUAUGUCAACCCUCUCUGAUACUGUUAGGGUGAGCCAAUGCUAUUGAAAUUAUUUAUUCUGGCAUGAUUCAUUGGCCAAUAUGUAAAUUACCAUAUGUUUCAAUGAUAUAAGCUGGUCUCUGCUGCAUCGUUACGAAAUGCACACUAGCAUACUACACUACAUGGCCAGAAGUAUGUGGACACACCUUCAAAUUAGUGGUUUCUGUCACACCCAUUACUGACAGGUGUAUAACAUUGAGCACCCACCCAUGCAAUCUCCAUAGUCAAACCAGCAGCAUACCACCCUGCAUACCACUGCUGGCUUGCUUCUGAAGCUAAGCAGGGUUGGUCCUGGUCAGUCCCUGGAUGGGAGACCAGAUGCUGCUGGAAGUGGUGUUGGAGGGCCAGUAGGAGGCACUCUUUCCUCUGGUCUAAAAAAUAUCCCAAUGCCCUAGAGCAGUGAUUGGGGACACUGCCCUGUGUAGGGUGCCGUCUUUCGGAUGGGACGUUAAGCGGGUGUCCUGACUCUCUGAGGUCAUUAAAGAUCCCAUGGCACUUAUCGUAAGAGUAGGGGUGUUAACCCCGGUGUCCUGGCUAAAUUCCCAAUCUGGCCCUCAAACCAUCAUGGUCACCUAAUAAUCCCCAGCUUCCAAUUGGCUCAUUCAUCCCCCUCCUCUCCCCUGUAACUAUUCCCCAGGUCGUUGCUGCAAAUGAGAACGUGUUCUCAGUCAACUUACCUGGUAAAAUAACGGUAAAAUAAAUAAAUAAAUAAAAACAUUGGCAGUAGAAUGGCCCGUACUGAAGAGCUCAGUAACUUUCAACGUGUCGCCUUCAUAGGAUGACACCUUUCCAACAAGUCAGUUUGUCAAAUUUCUGCCUUGCUAGAGCUGCAACGGUCAAUUGUAAGCACUGUUAUUAUGAAGUGGAAACGUCUAGGAGCAACAGCGGCUCAGCCGCGCACAAGCCUAUGAUCACAAUGCCAAGCAUCGUCUGGAGUGGUGUAAAGCUUGCCGCUAUUGGACUCUGGAGCAGUGGAAAUGCUCCAUUGAAAUGGGAAUUAUGCUUCACCAUCUGGCAGUUGACGGACAAAUCUGUGUUUGCCGUCGCACCCACUCACAUAGCAUUGUAAUUUGAGCCACCUAAUACGGUUAGUUAAUUUUUCAAAUUUAACUCGGCAAGUCAGUUAAGAACAAAUUCUUAUUUACAGUGACGGCCUACCCCGGCCAAACCCUAACCCAGACGACGCUAGGCUAAUUGGGCACCGCCCUAUGGGACUCCCAAUCACAGCCAGUUGUGAUACAGCCUGGAAUCAAACCAGGAUCUGUGGUGAAAACUCUAGCACUGAGAUGUAGUUCCUUAGAACACUGCGCCUCUCAGGAGCCCGACACAUAAGAAUGGCUCUCUGGAAAGGAGUAGCAGCUGGGAAAUUUGAGGGCACUCAUGGGAGGAGAGGGAUACUUCUAGUGGAAAGAAUGAAAGAUAAUUAGAUUUUAGUACUACUUAGCCUACAUGGGAACACUACUAAAACUCAUACAUGUGUAAGUGAUUACACUGAACAAAAAUAUAUGCAUAUGCACAAAAAGCUUAUUUUAUUGAUUGAACAGCAUGAUCAUUACACAGGUGAACCUUGUGCUGCGGACAAUGUUACCCAUUGAGCAUGUUUGGGAUGCUCUGGAUCGACGUGUACGACAGCGUGUUCCAAUAUUCAGCAACUUCGCACAGCCAUUGAAGAGGAGUGGGACAACAUUCCACAGGCCAAAAUCAACAGCCUGAUCAACUCUAUGCGAAUAGAGAAAUGUAGCGCUGCAUGAGACAAAUGUUGGUCACACCUGAUACGGACUGGUUUUCUGAUCCACGCCCUUACCUUUUUUAAAGCUAUCUGUGACCAACAAUGCAUAUCUGUAUUCCCAGUCAUGUGAUAUCCAUAGAUUAGGGCCUAAUUAAUUUAUUUCAAUUGACUGAUUUCUUUAUGUGAACUGCAACGCAGUAAAAUCGUUGAAAUUG
Molecule: messenger RNA, 7377 nt
Organism: Salvelinus fontinalis (brook trout)
Lineage: Eukaryota; Metazoa; Chordata; Actinopteri; Salmoniformes; Salmonidae
Gene: rnf150a
Product: ring finger protein 150a
Exons: 8
Coding region: 312-1673 (453 amino acids)
Source: RefSeq, a predicted model, not a curated record